UCUUCAUCCACACCUACCAUAAACCCUAGCCCACCACAUCCACUUAUAAUCAUUUCCUUCAACCAAGUAAAACCAGCCAAUUUCCGGCUAUCCACCGUGCUCCGGCGAACCACUAUCCGACGACCAAACCUCCGGCGACCUCAACCCCGUCGAAACACCGCAGUCGCAGCAGUUCCUCCCUCUCCCGCAGCUCCGUUCACCUCCAUUUCCGGCGAGCACCACCUUGGCCGCCGUCCUCAGCCCGUCCAACCCCUUCACGGCGAGCUCCGAACUCUGGCGACCCCGGUCGCAGCUAUCCAGUCACCGAGCCUCGCCGUCCCAGAUCCGGUUCGCAGCCACCGCGACGAGUUCUGCCGCUGCUUCCAGUCGGGUCGCCGUCGUCCGGAAGGCCCACGGCAAGGUCCAUCUCGACGCCGGAAGCUGGUGCAUCCCAGCCGUACGCCGUCGCCGCCCUCUUCAACCGCAGGUCGAGCCUUCCGGCGAACCAUCGCCGCCGGCGAGCCCCGCACAGUUCACAGCCAGCCUUCCCGACAGUCCGACGAGCCCGGUUCCAGCCCUUCUCGACUCGGUCAGCUCCAACCGAGACCCGUUCAGCCCCGUGCGAGUCCCGAUCCGCGCGACCAGCUCGAACCAACCCCGUUCGAGUCAUCCCGACCUCAGGCCCGAGCCGUUUCCGACCAGCUGAGCCUUGAAGCGAGUCGAUCUACUCGUGUUUGACCCGAUUCGGCAUUCACGGCCCGUUUCGCUUCAACCGACCCUCUUUCGAUUUUUCGAUUCGAGCCGAUUUGAGAAAACUCCCUUCUCAGAUCUCGUCGCCCCCCUUUGCCGGCGAGUUGUCCCCAGCGACCACCAGGCCGGCCUGGCCGAGUCGCAGCUUGGUGCCCCUCCCUGCCUCUCCUUGAGUCCGGUGGGUGAAAUGGCUGGCAGUAAGCUUCACCUCUUGACCUUCCCCCCGCACUAGAGGGGUUUUCGGCCGUCAUUUCCAACCCCAACCGCGGGAGACCGUCUUGUGCGCCAUGUUCUUCUCCUUGGAUCCAAGGUGCCUACUCGGCCGCGCCCAAUCGUGGUGCUCUGUGUCCCGCCGUGCCGCCGUGCCGCCUGGUCGGGCUGCUCGGGAUGCUGCGGGCGAUGCCUCCUCGGAUCCUUGUCUCGGACCCUCCGACGAGUUCUUGGCGGCCCCCCUUUCCUCCCCCGACGUGGAUGUUCUCCGGUGUCCAGAUUUGGACCGAAAAUCUGUCUAGGCAUAAUUCCGGCUUGUGACGCCAAGUUCAGUGGACCUUGUGUUUUCGGUUGACGGCGAGUGAAAAUUCGGGCCAACUCCAUAUUUCCGGCUACAUAUUGUUGAGGCAGUCCCUAAACUGCGGUCGACGACGGCAUCUGUCCAGUGAAGGAGACGGACAUGAAGGAUUUUGAUAUGAAUGCGGCGUUUCCAGCGAUACUGACGGCUAUGUAAAAGUUCCGGCGUUUUGUUUUACUUUCUUACAAAUAUCAAGCACCGGAGAAGGCUUCGUGUGAGAAGGGAAAAUCAUGAUCGAGCAUGGUGAUGCAAUCCCCAAAAUGGAUAGCAACACUAGUGAUAGUCGUUUAGUACCUGAAGAGACUCUAAUAUUUGAUGCAUCCGAACAUCCUCAGGAACUGGAACAUGAGUCAGGGCUCAAUUUACAAGAGGAAGAUGAGGACAAAGGAGAUGCUGACUAUAGUGAAGCUUCUGAGGAGGAAGAAGAAGAAACAGAGCUUGAUGAUAAAUCGGAGUACAAAUUUCAAUUCCAAGGGGAAAUGGACCCUUUGUCGUUUGCGGAAGAAAAAGAUGCCUCCGGAUUGCAGCCUUAUGAAAGAUUUGAGCGGAUAGAGUAUGAUUACGAGGUCCUGGCUGUCAAGAAGCGCCCCGCUUCUCAGGAAACCCUGAGUGAAGUGCCUUCUAAGAGGUUGCGACAGGAUGAAGUACUUGGAGCAAGCUUUGAAGAAAUAAUGGAGACGAUGAACUACGGUAUGAGAAGACGAUCGAGGAAGAAUAAGAAAUCAGGAAGGAGAAAGGGAUCAAGAAAUAAAGUCAAGCCUGAAGUGAGUCGAAAACUUGGUGAUGCCACACUUCAUUAUGCACACGGUCGAUUUGAAGAGGCAAUUUGUUUGUUAAAAGAAGUUAUUCUUGUUGCGCCUAAUUUAUCUGAUCCAUAUCAUACACUUGGUCUGAUAUAUACCGCUAUGGGUGAUAAGAAGAAAGCCUUGAACUUUUACAUGAUUGCUGCCCAUUUGACGCCAAAGGAUUGUUCUUUGUGGAAACUUCUUGUUGCUCAGUCAAUAGAGCAAGGAGACAAAAGACAGGCAAAUUACUGUCUCAAUAAAGCCAUAAUAGCAGAUCCACACGAUAUUGGUCUUCGGUUACAUCGUGCGUCACUCUACAUUGAGCUUGGCGAUUGUUUUAAAGCGGCUGAUUCAUAUGAGCAAAUCUCCCGUCAUUGUCCUGAUAACAUUGAAGUGUUGGAAAAGGCAACUCAGGUGAUUUCAUUCAACAUGUCACUUUCAUCAAAUGCUCUUCAUUUCUACUGUAUGUUGCUGUAUAAAAAAUGUGGGCAGCAUGAGCGAACUGUUUCUAUGCUGGAGGACAGUCUCAGGAAUCAUGACAAUCAUGCUAACCUACGUGUGGUUGAUCUCUUAUCUUCAGUACUCAUGGAAAACAAUGCAUAUGCCAAAGCUCUUGAACAUAUUGAGCGUGCACAGCAGGGUUGCGUUGAUGAAAAAGAGAUUCCAUUGCACGUAAUUAUAAAAGCUGGAAUUUGCCAUGUUCAGCUUGGACAUAUGGAGAAAGCAGAGUUCAUUGGGAUAAAAUCUAUCUAUCUUGUUAGUGUCGUCAAUGAAUGUGCACAUGUCUUGAUAUAUGCAGUCAUAUUAGCUCAUCUUGCACUUGAAGAACUCCAGAAUAUCCUUCACUUCCACUAUAGAACAUUCAUUCUGGUUGCUCACCAAAUUGUUUCACAGGUUUGCUUCAGUGAAGUUAAACCAGAGAAUUCAUUUACUCAUCCCCAUUUAGUCAUUGAUAUUGCGGACUCACUGAUGACUGCUGGGUGUUGUGAAUCAGCAUUAAAAUAUUACAUGAUGUUAGAAGAAGACGCGGAGAAGUAUAAUGGUUACCUGCAUUUGAAAAUUGCAAGGUGUUAUGCUUCUUUGAAGAAUGGAGUGCUUGCGAUUGAAUAUUAUUACAAAGCUGUUAAAAAACUUGCUGAUAGUGUUGAUGCUCGGUUGGUUCUGGCGUGUCUCCUUGUUGAAGAAGGAAGAGAUGAUGAAGCUAUUUCUGUGCUUUCUCCUCCAGUAGAAUCAGUAUUAGAUGUUGACAGAAAUUCAGUUACGUGUAAAGUAUGGUGGGAUAAUGGGAAGAUAAAGUUGAAGCUUGCUCAAAUUUAUAAAGCCAAGGGGUCAGCUGAAAGUUUUGCUGAUGUAUUGUUUCCUGUAAUUCGUGAGAUGUUGUUUAUCGAAACAAUGCAACAAAAGGUGAAAGCCCGACGACGACUGUCUAGAAGUGUUCUAUCAGAAAGGGUCAAAGUGUUGGAUUAUCAGCAAACUGACAAUGUGUUUCAUGGAUUUAGGCCUGUUGCUUCCUCUGCGGAUCUGUCUAAAGCUUCGAGGGCAAAGAGGUUGCUGGAGAAGAAGGCAGCAAUGAGAGAAGUGCAAAAAGCUGCAGCAUUAGCUGCUGGAAUUGAUUGGAGGAGUGAUGAUUCAGAUGAUGAAUCUCCUCAAGUGGUUCAGGAAUCUCCUUUGCCAGAUUUUCUAAAAGAAGAAGAAAAUCAUCUUUUGAUUGUAGAUUUAUGCAAGUCAUUAUCCGUGUUGCGGAGGUAUUGGGAUGCAUUGGAGAUCAUCAAUAUCUGCCUGAAAUUAGAAAGUAACACAUUGUCUGCUCAAAUAAAAGAGGAGCUUCGAACUCUUGGAGCUCAGGUAUCUUACAAUAUUUCUGAUCCUCUGCAUGGUUGGGAAUGUGUGCGCUACCUUGUUAGUAGGCAUCCUUACAGCUUUUCUGCUUGGAGUUGCUACUAUAAAGGAAUAUUGAGGUACAAUAAUUUAUCAAAGCGCAACAAGUUCCUUCAUAGCAUGAGAGUGAAGCACAAAGAUUCGAUACCACCAAUAGUGAUUUCAGCACACCGGUUUACCAUGAUUAGUCAGCAUCAAGCAGCUGCUCGGGAGUAUUUGGAAGCUCAUAAACUUAUGCCCGAUAAUACAUUGAUCAAUCUUUGUGCUGGCAGCCAGGAGUCAAUGUACAACAUUGCUCGGGCAUACCAUCACGUGGGUUUAAUUUCAUUGGCCGCUACAUACUACGAAAAGGUAUUGGCUGUUAGGGAGAAGGAUUAUCCUAUCCCUAGACUUCCGAACGAUAAUCAAGACUCAGAUGAUGCUAAAAAUCCGGGCUACUGUGAUCUUCGUCGAGAGGCGGCUUAUAAUCUACACUUGAUCUAUAAGAAAAGUGGGGCAUUUGAUCUCGCUAGGCAGGUCUUGAAAGAUCAUGUUGUCUUGUGAAUUGUACUGUAGUACUGUGUGAACGAUGCGUGUUACAUACUAUGGAAGGUUUGGGUGGAUAAAUCCCUUUUGUAUUUUUAUUUAUUAUUGUUGUAUAUGUGUAUUAUUAAGGUUAUCGAUGCAGUUUAUUUAAAUCAGGUACAAACAAGUCAACUC
Messenger RNA from Striga asiatica, 4659 nucleotides. The record is from the annotation of a GenBank genome assembly. Lineage: Eukaryota; Viridiplantae; Streptophyta; Magnoliopsida; Lamiales; Orobanchaceae.